Molecule: messenger RNA, 1549 nt
Organism: Zeugodacus cucurbitae (melon fly)
Lineage: Eukaryota; Metazoa; Arthropoda; Insecta; Diptera; Tephritidae
Gene: CDC50
Product: cell cycle control protein 50A
Exons: 7
Coding region: 177-1250 (357 amino acids)
Cellular component (GO): plasma membrane; Golgi apparatus; endoplasmic reticulum
Source: RefSeq, a predicted model, not a curated record
CAUCUGUCAUAAUUUGACAUUCGAAAAAGUGGUCGUAAAAUGUUUGGCUUUUUUAUUGUGAUCUUAAUUGCAAAUCAGUAUUUCAUUUAGUAAAUAUUAAAAAAAAUUUAUUAAACUAUUUUUGAGGGUCUUAAUUUAAUAAUUUUAACUUGCAAAUAUCAGCAAGUUCUCAAGAAAUGGCAUCAGAAGUUGAAACUCAAGGAGUGCAACAGAAAUCUAAAAAACCUUCAGAUUCGGCUUUCAAGCAGCAGCGACUUCCUGCAUGGCAGCCAGUUUUAACAGCUGGCACUGUUUUGCCAACAUUUUUCGUCAUUGGAAUUUUGUUCAUACCUGUAGGAGUGGCAUUGCUAUAUUUUUCAGAUGAAGUUAGCGAAUUUGUUUACGACUAUACCAACUGCAAAAGGGUUGGAUACAACAUGACCUGUGCGGAAUAUUUAACUGCAAAUGUUACUGGAUCCUGUAAUUGUGAAAUUGAAUUUGAAUUGCCAAAGGAGUUUACAGGAAACGUUUACAUGUAUUAUGGUCUUAGCAAUUAUUAUCAAAAUCAUCGACGCUAUGUAAAGUCUCGAGAUGAUGAACAGUUAUUAGGCCGUUUGUCUUCGCGUCCAUCGACAGACUGCAUACCGUUCGCUUAUGCUGAAGAGAAUGGUGAGGAUAUACCUAUUGCGCCGUGUGGAGCCAUUGCCAAUUCCCUUUUCAACGAUACCUUAACACUAAAAUUCAAUGGAGUAGAGGUGCCACUUCUCAAUACUGGCAUUGCCUGGCCAUCCGAUAAGCAAAUUAAAUUCAAGAAUCCCCCAGGAAAUUUAACCGUGGCUCUGCAGCACUUUAGUAAACCAAAGUUUUGGCAAAAAGAACUGUGGCAACUGGAUCCCAAAAAUCCCGAAAAUAAUGGAUUCCAAAAUGAAGAUUUAAUUGUGUGGAUGCGUACAGCAGCGUUGCCCAGUUUUCGUAAACUUUACCGACGCGUUGACCAUUCCCAACCAGCUUUUAAAAAUGGUUUGAAGAAGGGUCGUUAUACUCUUAAUACUGUUUAUCAAUAUCCUGUGACGUCAUUUGAUGGUUCAAAGAAAAUGAUCUUAUCAACAACGUCUCUACUGGGCGGCAAAAAUCCCUUCCUUGGCAUUGCAUACAUUGUUGUUGGCUCCAUAUGUCUGGUGCUGGGUAUCGCCUUGUUGUUCAUACAUAUCAAAUGCAGCAAGAGCACUACGGAAAUGAUAAACGUCAAUCCGCGCACACCCUAUUCGUAAUCGCACAACAAUAGCGCUGAUGUGAGGUGGCAUGCCGAAAUGCUUAUCUCAAAAUAAUUUUGAUGUAUGCACUUAGUUUGAGGCUUUAAAAUGCUAUACAUGUGAAUGACUUAAAGCUAUUAUAAUAACUGUAGAACAUUCAAGUUCGUUGGCGAAAUUUGUUGAUAUUUAUUCAUUAUUUCAGUUUAUUGUUUCCGAUGCUUCAUUUCUUUUCAAACUAUGUAGUAUUAUCAAAAAAUCUUUACUUAAAUUAUUGUUUACACGAUGUUUUUAUUAAAUUGUACCUGCUUAUCAAUGUA